GAGCCACCCCCCAGCUAACGGUGCCCUCCAACACACAGGAGCCGCCGCCAGAGGCCUGCUGACUGUUCAUGGGCACAGCCCCCCCGCCUGCGGCCUCGGCCAUGGGCAGUGUGGGCAGUUUGCUGGAGCGCCAGGACUUCUCCCCGGAGGAGUUGCGGGCAGCGCUGGCAGGGCCGCGGGGCUCCCGGCAGCCUGACGGGCUUCUCCGGAAGGGCCUGGGCCAGCGGGAGCUGCUCAGCUACCUGCACCUCCCCAAGAAGGACAGCCGGACCCCCAAGCGCAGUGCCCGCGGCGAGCCCGCCGACUAUGCCACCCUCUGCUACCGGGAGCACCCCCGCGCCGGGGACUUCAGCAAGACUUCCCUGCCUGAGCGAGGGCGCUUCGACAAGUACCGCAUCCGCCCGUCCGUGUUCAAGCCCGUGGGGGGCAGCGGCAAGGGCUUCCUGUCCAUGCAGAGCUUGGCCGCCCACAAGGGCCAGAAGCUGUGGCGCAGCAACGGCAGCCUGCACACGCUGGCCUGCCACCCGCCCCCCAGCCCGGGACCCCGCGUCAGCCAGGCCCAGGCGCGCGCCCGCCUCCUGCAUGCACUCAGCCUGGACGAGGCCAGUCGCGAGCCCGAGCCCAGCCUGUCCGACUCGUCCAGCGGUGGCAGCUUCAGCCGCAGCCCCGGCCCCUUCAACGCCCCGCUGGGCCAUGUAACUCACCUCGGGGGCUCCCUGGACCGGGCCUCACGGAGCCCCAAGGAGGCUGUGAACUGCCUGCCCGAGCCACCCCCCCCUUACGAGUUCUCCUGCCCCCCCAAGGAGGAGGUGCUGCCUGAGGCCUGCGAGGAACUCAAGAGGGGUCUGGGGGAUGAGGACGCCUCCAGCCCCUUCACGCAGGUGCUGGAGGAGCGCCAGCGGCUGUGGCUGGCCGAGCUGAAGCGCCUGUACGUGGAGCGGCUGCAGGAGGUGGCGCAGAAGGCCGAGCGCAGCGAGCGCGUCCUGCAGCUGCAGCUCUUCGUGGCCGAGCAGGAGCAGCGGCGCCUGCGCAAGGAGCUGCAAGCCCAGCAGGGCCUUCUGGGGCCCGAGCCCCGCGGUCCGGGUGCCCCCGCGGAGGGCGACCCCAGCAGCCCCCGGCUGGAGGAGGAGGCGCGCUGGGAGGUGUGCCAGAAGACGGCGGAGAUCAGCCUGCUGAAGCAGCAGCUGCGCGAGGCCCAGGCCGAGCUGGCGCAGAAGCUGGCGGAGAUCUUCAACUUGAAGACGCAGCUGCGCGGCUGCCGGGCGCAGGCGCAGGCCCAGGACGCCGAGCUGGCGCGGCUGCGUGAAGCGGUGCGGGACGGCGCGGCCCCGACGGACGGCCCUGCCGCCUGCCAGACGGACGAUUGCAAGAGCCGCGGGCUGCUGGGGGAGGCGGGCGCGGGCGGGGAGGCGGCGGACGCAGGCCCCGAGCAGCUGCGGGCCGAGCUGCUGCAGGAGCGGCUGCGCGGGCAGGAGCGAGCACUGCGCUUCGAGCAGGAGCGGCGCACGUGGCAGCUGGAGAAGGAGCGCGUGCUGCGCUACCAGCGCGAGAUCCAGGCCGGCUACAUGGACAUGUACCGCCGCAACCAGGCGCUGGAGCAGGAGCUGCGGGAGUUGCGGGCGCUGCGGGAGCCGCCCGAGCCUUGGAACCCGUGCCUGGAGUCCUCCAAGAUCUGACGGCAGGGGGGCUGCCGCUGAGGAGGAAGGAACAGGCGCCUCUGGCCAGCCGGCUCUGCCCUGCAGGGAUCGAGGUCCCCCACCCCCAACACGCACGUGCGCACACGCGAGUGCGGGGACGCAGAGUGGGCUGGAGAGGCCGCGGCAGAGCUCAGCGCGGCUCCCUGGCGCCGUGUGGCCCAGGGAAGGAGGCUGAGGCCGGGAGCCGCGUGAUGCCAGGGCCACCAACAGAGAGGGAAGCUGGGCCGGGAACUGC
Sorex fumeus (smoky shrew) is the source of this 1932-nucleotide messenger RNA. It is a transcript of the gene N4BP3, whose product is annotated as NEDD4 binding protein 3. Lineage: Eukaryota; Metazoa; Chordata; Mammalia; Eulipotyphla; Soricidae. The record is from RefSeq and is a predicted model, not a curated record. The coding region runs from base 69 to 1676 and encodes 535 amino acids. The transcript is spliced from 4 exons. Gene Ontology annotation, cellular component: cytoplasmic vesicle.